AUGAGGUCAAGCGUAAGAAAAGAUUUUUUGAAAUGGCAUGCCGCAAGAGUUGAGGAGAAUUAUGUCUUUGAUUUUAAGAAGGAGCUUCGCGAGUACUGCCGGAGUGAUGUAGAUAUUCUCCGACGAAGCAUGUUGCAGUUUCGAGAAGAUUUUAUAGAGCUAGAGAAUAUGGACCCUCUUCAGUACGUUACUAUCGCCUCUGUGUGUAUGACCAUCUACAGAAGUAACUACUUGCCUGAAGAGAAAAUCGGCGUUGUGAGAGACGUAUCACGUGGUGAAGCAUACAGCAAGAUGUCGAUAGCAUGGUUAGAUUGGAUAUCAAAGAGAGAUGGUUUGUCGAUAAAACACGGACUGAAUGGCGGUGAAGCGCAUAUACCGGGUGUCGGAAAAGUCGACUGCUUCUGUGCGAAUAGAGUUUACGAGUUUCAAGGUUGUUUUUGGCACGGCUGCGCGAAGUGUUACUCUGGUGACACAAUCAACAGUCAAAAUCAGAUCGAUACGUUGACUCUGAGAAAAAGAACUGCUGAGAAAGGUGGGAAGAUUAGAGCUGCAGGGUUCGACUUGGUCGAGGUUUGGGAGUGUGAGCUAGCGAAAGAUAGAGAUUUUGAAAAGUUUUACAAGACAUGGGAUCGCGAGAUAGUCGACCCUCUCAAUCCGAGAGACGCAUUCUUCGGUGGACGCACAAAUGUAACGAAACAGACCUAUGAUUUCAAAGAGGGUGAGAAAGGGAAGUAUGUCGACUUUGUCAGUCUAUAUCCGACGGUGCAAUUCUUCAAAGACUAUCCGACCGCUCACCCGACAAAGAUACUUGACCCUCCUCAAGAGUAUGAUGAGAGCUGGUUCGGUUUUGUAAAGUGUAGUCUUACCUCCAAGAGGCCUUUAUCACCCUGUAUUACCGGUAAAAACGAAAUGUGGACAUGGUGCACAAAUGAACUGAAUUUAGCUAUUGAGAAAGGCUACGAGAUUAAGAAGAUCUUUGAAGUGUGGGACUUCAAAGAGAGAAGCGCAGACCUUUUCAAAGGUUAUGUCCGAAGAUUUAUGAAGAUCAAGAUGGAAUCAAGCAAGCUAGAGACUGGUGAGGGUUGUACGUAUAAGAGUGUUGACGAGUACAAGUCAAUCGUUAAAUCGAAGCUUGGGAUCGAUCUUGGUAAGAUCGAGUUCAAUGCUGGAAAGAGAGCGAUUGCGAAGAUGUGUCUGAACAGUCUGUGGGGGAAGUUUGGACAGCGAAAUAAUAUGAAGACUGUGUAUGUCACUGAACCUGUAGAAUUCUACAGAAUUCUACUCGAUGAUAGUGUCGAUGAUCUGAACAUUCAGUUUAUAAAUGAAGACAUGGUCGAGAUGUAUUACAUCUCGAAAGAUCAGUUCUUCGAUAAUAGUAGAGAUACAAACAUCUUUAUUGCAGCGUUUACGACAAGCCAUGCAAGGGUAAUGAUGUAUAGAGAUGUUUUAGAACCUCUUAGAGAGCAGGUUCUCGGUUUUGAUACUGACAGCGUAUGGUAUGUUGAAAAGGAUGGUGGGCAGAAGAUAAAAACGGGAGAUAGUCUUGGUGAUGCGACUGAUGAGUUAGAUGGGCACCACAUUACAGAUUGGUACGGAUCCGGCCCAAAGUCAUACAGCUACGCAACAAGUGAUGGUAAAAUGGUGUGUAGAGUCAAGGGCUUCACACUUAAUCAUGAGAACAGCCAAUACGUCAAUGAAAAGACAAUGAAGCGGAUCAUUGAAGGACAAAAACGCCGAAUUACUAUUGUAAAUGAACAAGCGAUAACUCUUGAUCCGGCAACGAAACGGAUAGUCAACCGAUACCAAGAGAAAGACUUCCAACUGUGCUACGAUAAGGGGGUAAUGGUGAAGACCGAAUCCGGAAUAGACACGUUACCUUAUGGGUAUUGA
Messenger RNA from Stylophora pistillata, 1890 nucleotides. RefSeq lists its product as uncharacterized. Lineage: Eukaryota; Metazoa; Cnidaria; Anthozoa; Scleractinia; Pocilloporidae. Gene Ontology annotation, molecular function: DNA-directed DNA polymerase activity; nucleotide binding; DNA binding. The record is from RefSeq and is a predicted model, not a curated record. Gene Ontology annotation, biological process: DNA replication.